AUGGCUGAUGUACCAGAAAUUCCUGCUGAUUUAGGCAGCUUGGGAGCAGAGUCUAAUGGAUUUGGAGCUCUCCCAGGCGUCAAUCUGCUGAAACUGUCUAAAGCGAAAGACCUGUGGAAGAAGACAUCAAGCCAUCCACGGGAAUCCAACAGCAUAACAGAGUGGAAUGAAAUAAUACGAAAGGCUGAAGAGAAAUGGGAUACAUUUGAAGGUCCAGAAGAUCAACGUGCUAAGCUUGCAGCUUCUGCUACGAGUAUUCAUAGACAACUACUUUCGAGGUUUCCUUUCCUCACAGAGCAAUGGAAACAGUUCCUGAUAUUCACAUACAAGGUCAGUGGCCUCAAAGAUUCUCUUGCUGUGCUUGAACUUGCAAGUAAGAAGUUUCCUCAGAGUGUGUCUCUUUGGGUGGAGUAUCUCACGGCCCUUAUAAGUGCUGGUGAUGAGUUCUCGGACAGCCAUAACAUCGAUAGAGAAUUCGCCAGGGCCAAGGGCCAUAUUGGCUAUCACUUUAACUCAGAUCCAUUCUGGGACAUGUACAUUGCACAUACAUCGAAGAAAGAUGAUCCCAAAGAUCUUUUGGAACUAUAUCUUUACCUUAUACAUGUUCCGUUGUACCAAUAUGCCCGUUAUCAUAAUCAGUUCGUGGAUAUCAACAAGACUUUCGAUGUGAGUGAAAUAAUACGUGACGAAAGUCGUUUAUCAGAACUUCUCAAGUCAUUUGACAAGGCUUCAGUUGACGAGUUGUCUGCUCUAGAGAAGCAGCAGUUGAUUGAUGACUACACGAAUAGCAUUUUUGCUGAAACUCAAGCGCAAGUUAACGAAAAGUGGACUUUUGAAUCUGCGUUGGUGGUUCAAGAUUUUCUGCCUAAUGCUGCCACUGAUCCAAAACCUUGGCUCGACUACUUGAAGCACGAACUUGAAGCCUUAAAAUCUGCAUCUGAUGAAAGCCAGAAAAAGCGUCAGGUUGUUAGCAUUACAAACCUUUUUGAACGUUCUGUGGUCCCAAAUUGCUUUACCAGUGCGAUUUGGCUUGAGUAUGGCAAAUUUGCACAAGAAUUUCUAGCCUUUGAAGACGCAAAGGCCGUAUUUGAUAGAGCUGUGUUCAAUUUUGUUCCACUCAAUGAGCCAGAGAUAAGGAUCAUGUACAAGGACUUCUUGAUGAAAAAUGAACAAUUCGACGUAUGCAACGAGUAUUUGUUGGACCUCAUCAAGUUGUUCUCUGGCUCUACUGGCAGUAAUAUCUAUACAAAGGCUCCUUACAUUCAUUCCAUUCAACAGCUAUUAUCACUUUGGCAAGAGCACGUCUCACCGGAAAAGUUACAGAGCAUACUAGACUCCCUUGUGACGGGGUACUUCGACAGGGUAGACAGGUACAAGAAAGAAACUCCAUCGAAUACUACCUCUGGGGAUACAAAAUCAAAGUACGAGCUCAAGCCAGCUUUCAUUACGAUUCUUUCCAAGCUUCUAAACGACGAUGGUAUUUCUGUUGUCGCUGUUGCGUAUUUGAAGGUGCUUGAAACUGCGAAGGAAGUUGUGAAAAUCAGAACUUUCUAUAAUAAGUACUAUCAAGAACCAUCAUUUUCGUGGUCUGUCCAAUUCUGGAAGUUCUUUGUGGAGUUCGAGGGUUACAACCAGGUCAAUUUAGUCAAUUUGAGAAGCGUGUUGAACUACAUUAAUGAAGAAUCAGCUCUUCCUCAAAGAGCAGUCGAUGCAUUUGCAGAAAUCUACCAUGAAAUUAUUUUGAAAAACUUGAAACUAGCAAUGCUUUUAAAAGGGCCUAAUGGAGAAGACUUGCAUGACACAUUAACUAAUUUUGAUUUAGGCAAGUCGCAUAGCUUGUGGGAUACUCCCGAAGCAAAAAGGAUGGCUAAAAACAAUGCUCAUAUCAGGGACAUGGAAGAGCAAAGACUGUCGAAAAACACAUCCAACCACUAUUCGCCAUCGCUGUUUGACCGACAGAAGGAGUUCCAGAAGUUUAUCAAGAACUAUUCAUUUAACCCAGGUAUUUUUCAAGAGCUACCGGAACAGAAUCAUCCGGAAAAAGAAUUUGAGUUCGUAUCUCUCGUUGAUGAUGACAUUAAGCUUCCAGAACUUCCCACAUACAAAAAUUUGGAUAAGUUGAACGGGCCUAUUCAAUAUCCAGACGAGUAA
Molecule: messenger RNA, 2151 nt
Organism: Candidozyma haemuli
Lineage: Eukaryota; Fungi; Ascomycota; Pichiomycetes; Serinales; Metschnikowiaceae
Gene: PRP39
Product: Prp39p
Exons: 1
Coding region: 1-2151 (716 amino acids)
Biological process (GO): mRNA 5'-splice site recognition
Cellular component (GO): commitment complex; U2-type prespliceosome; U1 snRNP
Molecular function (GO): protein binding
Source: RefSeq, a predicted model, not a curated record